Molecule: messenger RNA, 3405 nt
Organism: Lactuca saligna
Lineage: Eukaryota; Viridiplantae; Streptophyta; Magnoliopsida; Asterales; Asteraceae
Source: the annotation of a GenBank genome assembly
GAAAUAUGAUAUUCCUUUUAACGUCAUUUGAUAUUAAAAUGAUAGAAAAGGGGUAAGUAUAAGUACAUGAAGUGAGAAUGCCUAAAAAAUAAUGGAAGACAGCGAUGGAUCAUCUUCCGUAGUUAAGACUUAAGACACACCGGGGUCGGAUACGGAUGCACGAUCCGGUCCCCGCCAUCAACUCUCUUGAAAGAAAGAAAGAAAAAAGAAAGAUGAAUUUGGUUGCAGAAUCAAAUUGAAGCCAGGGGACCAUACAGAAAACGUUGCUUUCGGACUACUCUAAAUGGCUUCUUGAAAACAAGAAUCAAUAAAGCUACACAUACCUUGCCAGAUUGACUGCCAUUGAAGAACCAGUACGAUAUCCAGUUUUUGAGGGGCUUUUUUUUUCAUUGAAAACAGAGAAAGCUGAACGCCUUUCUCUGCCGCACAAAGUGCACUUACCCUUACCUUCCGUCAUUUUCCGUCAGCGGUUGCCAGUUGCCAUUGCUAUUGCCAUUGCCAUUGUCAUUGCCAAUGACUUCUCAGUUUUCGAAGCAACUUGUCUCAGUCUGGCCCCCCUUCAACUUUGCGUGCUUUUAUAAAGUCCUUUUUUAGUUAAACAGUUUUUGAUAUUUUGGCUGUGAUUCCUCUUCGAAGAAAUAUGAAUUUGGAAGCGUUUCAGUUUGUGGAUGAAGAGAUUCAUAACCUGAUGUCGGCGGAACCACCGCUGGAGACUGGCAAUUCCUUCACGGCUCUUCUCGAGCUUCCACCGAAUCAAGCGGUGAAGCUUCUGCAUUCGCCGGAGGAAGAAACACCAAACGUUUUCCCCUCCGUGACGGCGAAGGAGAAUUCGCCGGAGACGACGGGAUCGAUUCUAAUCCUACAAAAUCCGAACCUUAUUAUCAGUAAUCCGGUGAAACAAGAGCCUCUGGAAUCAGGUUCCCUGCACAAUUCAUCACCGAUUUCCUCAGAUCCAAUAGAUUCAAUGUCAACAAAACGAAAGGAUCGAGAUAAGACGGUGAAAUCAUCGGCGAAGAAGAGCAAAACCGCUGCAAAAGUCACCGAACGCGAGAAGCUUCCGUACGUUCAUGUUCGAGCUCGACGGGGUGAAGCUACUGAUAGCCAUAGCUUAGCUGAACGAGCAAGACGGGAGAAGAUCAAUGCUCGGAUGAAGCUUUUGCAAGAACUGGUCCCUGGUUGUAACAAGGUUUCUGGUACAGCAAUGGUGCUUGAGGAGAUCAUCAAUCAUGUACAAUCCCUACAACUUCAAGUAGAGUUUUUAUCGAUGAAACUCGCUGCUGUUCACCCAAGAGCUGAUAUCAACUUCGAAAGUUUGUUUUCUUCCGAGAGUGGGUCCCCGAUGGAGUGCAACUUCACGGGGUUGGCUUCGCAAUCAUGGUGGCCUGAUGGAGAAGUGAAUGGGAACACACAAGAAAUAUGGCAUCCUGAUGGACUCAGUAACUUCGUAACAACAGAGACCUCACUUUUGAGCUACGACUCUUCAGGUAAUUCAGCUUCUUGGCUGACUAGUCAGCUGAAAAUGGAGUUAUAAUGAAGAUGGUGUGUCACUUCAAAGGUAGCUAGCUUGUAUAUAUAUAUAAAGUUGGGAGUGAUUUAUAGAAGAUUAGAAGUGAGGUAAAAAGCUAUAAAAUUUGAAGCAAUUUCAGAAGUACGCGGAUUUUAAUUCAAUGUAGUAACUACUAAGAAAUUGAGUACUUAUAUAUGUAGAUUUUAUAAUUAUGUCAUAUAAUAACAUGUAAUAAUACAUGAAUAAAGAAAUCGCGACAUAAUUAUAACCAUUCCUGAAGUUUACCAUGUAUAUAACAAACACGAUUUUUGACACUACCAAAUAAAAAUCAUAUUAAGAGUUAUAUGGUAUUGGAAUGAUGCGACUCAAAACCCUAUAGAAAUUUGCAAGAAAUAUCAAUAUGUUUUAUGUUUCAGACAGUUUUAAGAUCAAGGAACUUUUCUAGGUUGAAAUGUAGGUCCGACGUGUGAGUAUGUGGGUUUGUUUUCGGGCAAUUUUGUGACACAACCAUAUAAGUAUCAUAACAUAUGCACAAACCAGACAUAAUUUAUAUACAAAUUUAGAAUAUGUAAUAAUCGUUUUUAAAUUAUAGAAUGAAUCAUUUUCUACUUUUUUUUUUUUAUUUUUUUUAUUUUUAUGUUUGUGUCCAAUUAAACCAAAGUCCUUGGGCAACUAAAAAUCAAAUAUAAAUUUUUUUUCAAAGGACGCUAUUUUGGUACUUGAGUUUUGCACACAUAAUAAACUUGGUUGUAGUAGACGGACUUAAAUUCAUUAAACUUGUUAGAUCAAGUUUUAAAGAAAGGUUGCAAUAUAACGUUUUGUAAGAGGCAACUUCUUUUGGUUGGGUUAGAAACUUAGAAUUGGAACUUUCCUACUUGGUGGAAUUCAAUGGAUAACAUGUUUGAAUGUGCACUAAAAAAUCAUUUAAAAUGUUUGGAUAAAAAAGGUUAUUCUCUAUUUUCAAAAAUUAAUUUGAACCGUCCCUUGGUUUGAUUUUUCUUACACGCUUAGUCCCUAUUAAAAUGAAAUGAUUGUUUUACCCUUACUUAUUUCUUUUUAGAUUUUCUUUUAUUUCUUUAUCAGUUUUAAAUAAAAAAAUAAACCAAAAAUCUCCACCCCUCUUUACGACACUUCCCUUCUCCUCUCUUCCCACCUCCUUAUUCCUCCAGCAACACCUCGAUCUGAAACCCUCCAUCUGAAACUUCAUCGACGACGUCCGAUGAUGGCACACAAGUGAAGAAGGAGAUCGUCGACUUCCGAAAAAGCAUCACCAUCGUAGUCCCUCUCAGAAAUCUUCUCUUCUUUUAUGCAACUCCACCGGUCACCCUGCAUCUGCAAAUCCAACCUGUAAAUCUCAAAUCCCUAGCGCAAAUCGGUGUAAAACCCAACAGGUGGCGAUGAACGCUCCAUCUUCGGCGAACAGGUGUUGACGAAGACGGAGAUUUUCAGUUGAACAUAUGUAGAUUCGACUGUGGAGCUUCGAUUCUAACUGUGGAGAUUGAUGUUUUGAAUGAAGAUCUGUCGAAGAAACCCUAACCAACGUGAUAGCGGCACACAUGUGAAGUGGCAACGGUAACUUAGAGGCGGGGGUGAGGGUGGGCAUCAAAAGGAGCCUCUGUCAUAUUUAUAUUAAGAAAGAGGGUAGAGAAAGAAGUUGAAGACCAUCACAUGAGUCUCUGUUAGAUCCUAUCGUUUCCACCGGAGAAGAAGAGCACCAGAUUCCGACGAAAAGGCUCUAGAACGAUGACCACAACCACCCAUCAGAAAGUUGUGGGGAAUGUUCGCUGGAGGGUGGAGACGGUGGUGGUGGCCGACAGUUUGUAUGUGUGUGUUUGAGUGCUUCUUUCCAAUCAGUAACAGUGAAGGGGUGGAUAUGCCGGGGAAAAUGAAGGGGAUGG